Molecule: messenger RNA, 1362 nt
Organism: Penicillium digitatum Pd1
Lineage: Eukaryota; Fungi; Ascomycota; Eurotiomycetes; Eurotiales; Aspergillaceae
Source: RefSeq, a predicted model, not a curated record
AUGUCAGGCUUUCACUAUGCCUUCUCAUUGCCCAAAUCGGCUGUCCAGCAGGCGACGCCUCCUGGAACAGUCGAGCUUUAUGAUUAUGAGGGAGGUUCAACAUCCGAGUCAGCCUUCAGCCCCCAACUGCGUGUAUCGCCAACGCCAUCAAGCUGCCCGUCCGAUCCAUUGAAUUGGAGUCCCUGGAGGAAGGCUAUGGCCCUUCUCAGUGCCUCUUUCUACUGUUUGAUAGCCAACAUUACAUCCUCCUCCCUGUCCAGUGCGUUGGUCUUUCUCGCCAUGGACUUUCACCCACCAGUGGCUCAGGCAGACCUCACCCACCUGAUUGCCGCUAUAUACACUAUCUUCCUUGUUCUCGGCCCUAUUAUCGGUGGUAUCAUUGGAGGCUAUAUUGCUCACGCCUGGGGAUGGCGGUGGACGCAGUGGCUCAACGUCAUUAUCUCCGGGGUUUCACUCCUCGCGUGCUUUUUCUUCCUUCCAGAAACCCUUUUUGACCGAGAUGCUGCGAUCGCCAUGGCUGCCGCCACCGAGGAUGGAGGACUAGAAGAAACGAAGCCGACAGAAAUGGAGAAGCCCAACAUUGAAGAGAUAGACCGACCCAUUCCAGUACAGGUGUAUGAGCCCUACACAUUUGCGAGUUCUCUAAAGGUUGGACUUUAUCGUGGCGGGCUGCUGCAGCAUUUCAUGGCACCUUGGAAAACCCUUCGAUUUCCUGCUGUAUGGCUAGUCAUGUUGCAUUACGGGGGUCUGGUGGGUGGCAUGGUCACGACUUCCACUGUGGGCCCGCAGUUUGUGUCCGCACCCCCAUACAACUGGGGUGCAAAUGCGGGCCUGAUCAAUGUCGGCGGCUUUGUCGGUAGCAUUGCUGGAGCUGCUUUCACCUUUUUCCUUGCGGAUUACGUCAUGAAGCGGCAGGCAUUGCGCCAGUCGAAUGGGCUCAGUGAGCCUGAAGCCCGGCUGCCAGCCCUUAUCCCGGGGCUGUUUCUUGCUACGAUGGGCCUACUCACAUUUGGCUUCUGUGGGGAAAACCCUUCUAAAGUCGGGUGGCUCGGCCUCCAAUUCGGGUACGGGAUGCUCACCUUCGGUGUCAUGCAGGUCCCUUCGAUUGGGUUCAACUAUGUUAUCGAGUCCUAUUCCGCAUUUUCCCAUGAUUGCCUUGUGAUGAUCACCUGUCUGCGAGCCAUCAUCGGCUUCGCAUGGACCUUUUUCGUCGGAACAUGGGUUGAGUCGCGUGGAGCUGCGGAGCCUUUCGGAAUAUUCGGUAUGUUCAUGGGGAUAGUUGGGUUAUUGACUGUUCCCAUAUACUUUUGGGGUAAAAGAAUCCGGAUUGCGACACAGAAAUGGGCUCCUGGCCAAACCUAG